AUGGCCUCAGCUCUCUCCACUGACUCUGCUGCCCUUGACUCUUGUGCUGACUGCAGCUGGAAUCCAGAAGGUGCUUCCUUCCCAGAACAAUUUGCAUGGGGUGCAGCAACAGCAGCAUACCAGGUUGAAGGAAGCUGGGAUGCAGAUGGAAAAGGCCCCAGCGUUUGGGACACGUUCACCCAUCAGGGAGGAGAUCGGGUUUUCAAGAACCAGACUGGUGAUGUAGCUUGUGGCAGCUAUACUCUGUGGGAGGAAGAUUUGAAAUGUAUCAAACAGCUUGGAUUGACUCAUUAUCGCUUCUCUCUUUCCUGGUCACGUCUGUUACCUGAUGGGACGGCAGGUUUCAUCAACCAGAAAGGCAAUUGUUCCUUUAAAAUAGAAAGUUGUGCAGCUUUAAUUCAAGGAGUUGAUUAUUAUAACAAAGUGAUUGACAGUCUGCUAGCAAAUGAUGUGACACCUAUGGUUACAUUGUAUCAUUUUGACUUACCUCAACAUUUAGAAGAUCAAGGUGGCUGGAGAUCAGAUGCCACAGUGAAAGCCUUUGAUACUUAUGCUCAGUUUUGCUUCAGAAUAUUUGGGGACAGAGUGAAGCUAUGGAUCACCAUCAACGAGCCAUAUAUUAUUGCUACACUUGGCUAUGAAAAGGGUAUUUUGGCUCCAGGUAUCGCAGAGCCUGGUACAGGAGCAUACCAGGCUGCUCAUAACAUGAUCAAAGCUCAUGCUGCAGCCUGGCACAGUUAUGAUAGACUAUUUCGGAAACAGCAAGGUGGACUUGUGUCUAUAGCGCUAAUCUCAGGCUGGGCAGAACCCUUUAAUCCGAAUUCUCUUGCUGACCAAGAAGCUGCUAAGUGGCACAUGGCAUUUUGCCUUGACUGGUUUGCUACCCCGAUCUUUCUUGAUGGUGACUAUCCAGCCAUCAUGAAAUCCAAGAUUUCCUCUACGUGUAAAAGGCAAGGAUCUCCAUUAUCGAGGCUUCCAGAAUUUACCGAAGAAGAAAAAGUAAUGAUCAAGGGCACUGCUGACUUCUUUUCUCUUAAUUAUUAUACUACCCGCAAAGUUAAGUACCAAGUUAAUACACAUAGCCAAAUAAGUAUCUUUGCAGACAAAGAAGCAGAGGAAGUAACAGAUCCAUCAUGGCCUGUUGCAACUGGCAGUUCUUGGCUGGCUGUUGUUCCGUGGGGCUUACGUCGCCUAUUAAAAUACAUUAAGGAUACAUAUAAUCACCCUAUAAUUUACAUCACCGAGAAUGGGUUUUCCCAAAGUGACCCUGCUGCACUCGAUGACACUCAGCGCUGGGAGUAUUUCAGGCUGACUUUACUGGAGAUUUUAAAAGCAAUUUACAUAGAUGGUGUCCAGCUGAAAGGAUACUUUGUGUGGUCUCUUCUGGACAACUUUGAAUGGACUUGUGGAUACAGCUCUCGCUUUGGACUCUUUCAUGUGGACUUUGAAAAUUCAGCUCUCCCUCGAGUUCCUUACAAAUCGGCCAUUGAAUAUGCCAACGUUAUCACCAACAAUGGACUGAUUAAAUCACAUGAGUAACAAAUCUCUGUUAGUACCAUCAAUGUACUAUUUACAAGAGAGGCACAAGUGCUAAAAAUCUUUCCAAGCCAGAAUUUUGAUUUUUUAAAAAUGAAUAUUUCUCAAAAAUACCAACAAU
Rhineura floridana is the source of this 1657-nucleotide messenger RNA. RefSeq names its product cytosolic beta-glucosidase-like. The transcript has 5 exons. Gene Ontology annotation, molecular function: hydrolase activity, hydrolyzing O-glycosyl compounds. The record is from RefSeq and is a predicted model, not a curated record. Gene Ontology annotation, biological process: carbohydrate metabolic process. Bases 1 to 1539 code for a protein of 512 amino acids. Lineage: Eukaryota; Metazoa; Chordata; Lepidosauria; Squamata; Rhineuridae.